Messenger RNA from Sinocyclocheilus grahami, 1081 nucleotides. RefSeq names its product endoplasmic reticulum resident protein 27-like. The transcript has 7 exons. The coding region runs from base 270 to 1052 and encodes 260 amino acids. Gene Ontology annotation, cellular component: endoplasmic reticulum. Gene Ontology annotation, biological process: response to endoplasmic reticulum stress; protein folding. The record is from RefSeq and is a predicted model, not a curated record. Gene Ontology annotation, molecular function: protein disulfide isomerase activity. NCBI's taxonomy places the organism in Eukaryota, Metazoa, Chordata, Actinopteri, Cypriniformes, Cyprinidae.
UUCAUGAUCUGAGUAAAAAUAUUUCUUAACAUGAGAAACGAAGCCGAGAUCUUCUGCUCUCCUGAUUCUCAUUGAUGGUGUUUCUCAAUAGUGUGAUUCUGCAACGAGGUUCAUGUUCAAAAUGAGUUUCAUUCGGGAACAAAACCAGCAUGUGUGCGUUGAGUGACACGUAAUCUCACGGCGUUUGCAGCACACCUGUCCGAUUCACACACCCUCGGCGUACAAGAACACAACCCCUGGGCUUCUGCGUCGCUUCUCACCGUCUGUCCAUGUUUAGUAGAGUCGGCAUGUUUCUCAUUGUGUUCUCUUUGUUAACUGUGUGUGUGACCGCAGACCAUAAAGAGAACGGAUCCAUCCUCAGACUGAAGGAUGUUCCUGAGGCCCAAGCCUUCAUCGACUCGGUAGAAGUAGCUGUAAUCGGCUUCUUUGAGACUGAAGCUGCUCACGGAUAUAAAGAGUUUCUGGCUGCUGUUAAACAGAUGGAGACACUUCCUGUUGCUCUGUGCAGUGAAAAGGAAGUUUGGGCCAAAUAUGGCAUCGCCUCCGACACCAUCUCCAUCUUCAGGAAGGCUGAUCUUCAUCAGGAACACCUGAAGCUCUCAGAGGCCAAGAAAAUUGAUGGCGAUGGACUCGCACGCUUCAUGACCAUCAAUAACAUUUAUUACGUCACAGAAUAUAAUCAAGCGACUGCAGUGGGUCUGUUCCAGUCUGUGGUGAAGACGCACCUGCUGCUGAUGGCUGAUAGAGGGCGCACUCACUCGGAGCCCCUGCAGCAGAUCUUCAGAAAUCUUGCGCCAAAAUAUGCUGGCAAGAUGUUGUUCGUGCUGGUAAACGGAAGAGAGAAGUCGAACGCCCGCGUGCUGGAAUACUUCGGCCUGAAGUCUGGUGAUCUGCCGCGGAUCGGCCUUUACGAUGGUGUCUCGGACAAGAAGUGGCUCCUGGCGGCGGGUGAAAUCACUACUGAGCGCGUGCAGGACUUCUGUGACUCCUUCCUGGAUGGAGAACUGCAGAAGCAGAAAGAGGAGACACCCGAAGACAAGACUGAACUAUAACACCAUCCUCUUCCUCAUUAAAAAUAUUA